AUGGCGGUUUCUGCUCACAGAAUGGCUCUUUCCCUGUUAUCUUCCUCUGUUCUCACUUCUCGACGUUAUCACCCUUUUCCUCUCUUCUCGUCUUCCUUCUUCCAUCAAAACCGACAACAGUUUACCCACUCUGCAGUCUGGAAUAGAUGUUGGAGAAGUGCAAAUGGUGUUUACAGAAGCAAAAGGAUUGGGUUUUCCAUGCCCUCUUCCGCUGUUGCGACUGAUUCUUCUGGGUCCAGUUUGAGCACACUUUCUGCUAAAGAAGAAGAGGAAGAAGUAGUAGAAGAAGGGGUUUCUUCGGAAAGUAAAGUCAGGCUUCCCACUAACGAAUCGUCCGAGAAGCUCCUUCGAAUUCGGCACACUUGUGCUCAUGUUAUGGCCAUGGCUGUUCAAAAGCUCUACCCUGAUGCUAAAGUUACUAUUGGCCCAUGGAUUGAGAAUGGCUUCUACUAUGAUUUUGACAUGGAGCCGUUGACCGAUAAAGACCUGAAGAAAAUUAAGAAGGAAAUGGACCGCAUCAUUCGUCAAAAUUUACCUCUGGUUAGAGAAGAAGUUAGCCGAGAUGAAGCUCAAAAACGAAUACUUGCCGCCAACGAGCCUUACAAGAUAGAGAUCCUGGAAAGUAUAAAGGAGGAGCCUAUCACCAUAUACCACAUUGGGGGUGAAUGGUGGGACCUUUGUGCUGGGCCUCAUGUUGAAACUACUGGAAAUAUCAGCAGCAAAGCUGUUCAACUUGAAUCAGUCGCUGGUGCAUACUGGAGAGGUGACACAAACAGGCCCAUGCUACAACGAAUAUAUGGAACUGCAUGGGAAAAUGAGGAGCAGUUAAAAGCAUACAUUCACUUCAAAGAAGAGGCUAAACGCCGGGAUCACCGACGACUUGGACAAGACCUUGAUCUGUUCUCUAUACAGGAUGACGCUGGUGGAGGUUUGGUAUUCUGGCAUCCCAAUGGUGCCACUGUACGGCACGUCAUGGAAGAUGCUUGGAGAAAAAUUCACUUAGAACGUGGCUAUGAUUUAUUGUACACCCCACAUGUUGCAAAGGCAGAGCUUUGGAAGAUUAGUGGUCAUCUUGAUUUCUACAAAGAAAAUAUGUAUGAUCAGAUGGAUAUUGAGGAUGAGCUUUAUCAACUCCGCCCAAUGAAUUGUCCUUACCACAUUCUCGUUUACAAAACAAGAUUACAUUCUUACCGGGAUUUUCCUAUGAGGUUUGCUGAGUUGGGAACAGUGUACAGAUACGAGUUAUCUGGGAGUUUGCAUGGCCUCUUCCGUGUAAGAGGUUUUACCCAGGAUGACGGUCACAUAUUUUGUUUGGAGCAUCAGAUCAAAGAUGAAAUAAGGGGUGUGCUGGAUCUCACGGAGGAAGUAUUACUGCAGUUUGGUUUUGACAAGUAUGAAGUAAACCUUUCUACAAGGCCUGAGAAAUCUGUUGGUGAUGCUAAUAUAUGGACUAAAGCAACCACCGCUCUAAAGGAUGCUUUGGAUGACAAAGGAUGGGGCUAUGAGAUAGAUGAAGGUGGUGGUGCCUUCUAUGGACCAAAGAUUGAUAUCAAAAUUGAGGAUGCUCUUGGAAGGAAGUGGCAAUGCUCUACUAUCCAGGUGGAUUUCAAUCUACCCCAGCGUUUUGAUAUUACAUAUGUUGAUUCAGACCAAGAGAGGAAACGGCCUAUCUUGAUUCAUAGAGCAGUUCUUGGAUCAUUGGAGCGUUUUUUUGGAGUUCUUAUUGAGCAUUAUGCUGGUGAUUUCCCAUUGUGGCUUUCGCCUAAGCAAGCUCGCAUUUUACCAGUUACUGACGCACAGCUUGGGUAUUGUGACGAGGUGCUAAGGAGACUGAAAGAGAAUGGUGUUCGGGCUGAAAUUUGCAGUGGCGAACGUUUACCUAAGCUCAUUAGAACUGCAGAGAAGCAGAAAAUACCAUUGAUGGCUGUGGUUGGGCAAAAAGAAGCAGAAACUGGAACGGUAACAGACAAAAUGGCCGAAAAGAUUGGCUUAAUUGUUAUGUUGUGGCUCUCAUCAGCAGUUGGAGCUAGUCAAAUUCAAUUGUUCCAGCAAAAUGAUUCUUCUUUUUCUUCUUCAUUCUCACUAAUAGUGGAAGGUGGUAUUUGUGCAUAUGUUGUCCAGCCACUCGGCUAUGCAUGCGAAGAGCAUCAGGUAACAACUGACGAUGGUUAUAUCCUAAGUUUGCAAAGGAUUCCACAAGGCCGGACUAACAAAUCACCAAACACGAUCCCGGUUCUAUUACAACAUGGACUUUUGAUGGAUGCAGUAUCAUGGAUGUUAAAUUCUCCAGAUGAAUCCUUAGCCUUCAUUCUGGCAGACAAUGGGUUUGACGUCUGGUUGGCCAACACUCGAGGCACUAAUUAUAGUCGAGGACAUACAUCCCUACACCCUAAUGAUUCCGGGGACUAUUGGGACUGGUCAUGGGAUGAAUUGGUUGGGUAUGAUCUCCCAGCUCUUGUAGAUUAUGUACAUGAUCAAACUGGAAACAAGCUCCACUAUGUUGGCCAUUCCCUGGGAACCCUAAUUGCCUUGGCUGCUUUUUCUGAAGGCAAGUUACAGAACGACAUUAGAUCUGCAGCGUUGCUCAGCCCUAUUGCUUAUUUGGCUAACAUGUCUUCACCUCUUGCAAAAACUGCAGCUGAUGCAUUUGUAGCUGAAGAUUUAUACUGGUUAGGAAUCAAGGAAUUCGAUCCACUAGGAAAAGCAGCCGCAAAACUAAUCGGAGAUAUUUGUUCGCAAACAAGUAGCAACUGCUCGGAUUUGAUGACCUCUUUCACCGGGCCAAACUGCUGCGUGAACUCUUCCAAGACCAGUGAUUUCCUGGAACAUGAACCACAGCCAACUGCCACAAAGAACAUGGUCCAUUUAGCCCAAAUGAUUCGAGAAGGCAAUAUAGCAAUGUAUGACUAUGGCAACUCAGAUGAGAACAACAAACAUUAUGGCCAACCCAUCCCACCUGUUUACAACAUGGCUAAUAUACCAAGUGAUUUACCUCUUUUUCUUGGUUACGGUGGUCAAGACUAUCUUUCUGAUGUUAACGAUGUGGAAACUCUUCUAAAUGUUCUGAAAGAUCAUCAUGAUGCUUCCAAACUUGUGGUGCAAUACAUCCAAAAUUAUGCCCAUGCUGAUUUCAUUUUUGGUGAGAAUGCUAAAAAAGUUGUUUAUGCUCCUAUGAUGGCAUUUUUCUGGUCCUAUUGA
Oldenlandia corymbosa var. corymbosa is the source of this 3198-nucleotide messenger RNA. Lineage: Eukaryota; Viridiplantae; Streptophyta; Magnoliopsida; Gentianales; Rubiaceae. The record is from the annotation of a GenBank genome assembly.